AUGUCAUCCUCCUCCACCUUUAAGGGACUGUUUAAGGCUGGUCAAACCGUCUUCUUUUAUCACCCUCAAGACUCAUGGAUUGUGGGAGUGAUUGAAAGUGUAGACCCAAACAACAAAAAGGGAGCCUACCAAGUGAAACCAAGUCCUUCUUUAAACUCGGAUCCAAUAUCCAAUGAGAACCCAAUAUUUCUUAAUGAAGACCUUCUAUACGCAUUCUCGGAAGAUUUAUUAAAACUUGAUCAUAAUGAUUUACUUUCAAUGAGCGAACUACACGAAGUUACUCUAUUAAACUGCCUUAGAAACCGGUUCAAAAAGGAUAUCAUUUACACGAUGAUUGGAGGAGUCCUUGCAGUUGCUAUGAAUCCCUUCAAAUGGACCAUCCCUUAUGUUCAAGAUGAUCAAAUGGAUUUGUACAUCAACCAAAGCAAAACGGUAAUGCCUCAUGCAUGGUCGAUUGCUGAUAAUGCAUAUAGAAUCAUGGCGGAAACCAAACAAAAUCAGUCUAUUUUGAUCAGUGGUGAGUCAGGAGCUGGAAAAACUGAGGGAUGCAAAACUGUAAUCAAGUACCUGUCCAAGCUCAGUUGCUCAAUCACUAGCGAUGAAAAAAUAAGAGAACGAGCUUCAAAGAUUGCUCUCAAAAUUCAAGAGUGCUCUCCCAUUCUAGAAUCCUUCGGAAACGCCAAAACUCAAAGAAAUGAUAAUUCAUCUCGAUUUGGUAAAUUCAUCAUUAUGCAAUUUGACAAGGAUGGUGUAAUUCUUGGUGCUUUCAUGUACAAUUAUCUUCUCGAAAAAUCUAGAGUUAUUUCUCAAUCUAUCGGAGAACGAGGCUAUCAUAUAUUCUAUCAAUUACUGGCUGGAUGUGAUGCCAAGAAAAAACAAGAAUUAUUCUUAACCAAACCAGAGGAUUAUGCAUGUAUUAACGGAGGGAAAUGUUUUAAAGUGGAUGGUGUUGAUGAUGCCAAAGAAUUCCAAGAGGUUGUGAAGGCUAUGAACAUUGUUGGGCUAAGCCAGGAGGAGCAAGACGCGAUUUUUAGAAUAGUGGCAGCCGUUUUAAAUCUGCAAAGCAUCAAGUUUACCCCCAAGGGAGAUGCAUCUGAAGUAGAAAAUAGAACAUUUUUGAACAAUGCCUCCACUUUACUUAAACUAGAUGCUUCUAGCCUCGAGAAGGCCCUCACAUCCAUGUAUGUAACGGCUGGAAAGGAUUUGAUUCUGAAAGGACUGAGUCCAACAAAGGCCUGUGAUGCCAGAGAUGCAUUUUCUAAAGCACUCUAUGACGCAACAUUCAAUUGGAUCAUUAGAAAGAUUAAUCAGAAUUUGGAUGCAUCCAAGGACCACAAAGUUGACAACUUUAUCGGUUUGCUUGAUAUUUACGGCUUUGAAGCAUUUCAAAAAAACAGCUUUGAACAACUUUGUAUCAACUAUGCCAACGAAGCUCUACAAGGAGUUUACAACAAUUACACCUUUAAGAGGGAUGUCGAAGAAUGUAAGCAAGAGGGAAUUGAUGCCACAGCAGUAACCUUUAAUGACAAUGCAGAAUGUAUUGAGUUGAUUCAAAAGGGAGUUGUAAAUUCCAUCACUGAUUGCUGCAAAUCAAAUUCUUCAGAUUUUGACUUUUUGGAUAACGUCAAGAAAUUGUAUUUGAAAAAGUCAAAAUUUUUUGAUGCCUCGCCAUUGAAAAAAGAAGAGUUUAUAAUUAAGCACUAUGCUGGUGAUGUAGCUUAUGAUGUCAAUGGAUGGAUUGAAAAGAACAAGGAUACACUGAACAAUGAUUUGUUCAAGUUGACAAAAACAAGCAAAUGUUCCUUCAUUUCGGCUUUACUGGAGGACAAUGGAGGCGCCAAAGAUACUGUUGCAGAAUCAUUUAGAAAGCAGCUUAAUGUCUUACUCUCUACUAUCAAUUCAACAAGGCCUCAUUACAUUAGAUGUAUCAAACCUCAUCCUGCAAAAAAGCCAAACAUGUUUAGUACGACAGAAGUGAUGAAUCAACUGAGAUCUUCAGGAGUUCUAGAGACUGUAAAGAUUAGAAGAGAAGGUUACAGUGUAAGAAUGCCAUUUGAUCAAUUUUAUCAUAGAUUCAAAGUGAUUCAUCUUCAAAACUCAUCUCGUAGAGUAACGGAUUGCAAAACCAUUGAAGAAAUGAAAAAAGCUUGUGAAGAAAUCAUUUCCCAAGUUGGAUUUGAUAAGGUUAAGGCUCAAAUUGGAAAAAGUAAGGUUUUCAUGAGACAUUAUGCAUACUCUGAUCUAGAAGUGCUGAAAAAUCAGAAGUUAAUCCAAUAUGCAACUAUUAUUCAGUCUGCACUGAGAUCUCUAAAGUCCAAACGAGAAUUAGCGCAUUUAAAGAAGCUUAAAAAGGAGGAAGAAGAAAGAAUUUAUUAUGAAAAGCAUAAAGAAGAAAUUGAAAGGAAACGCAAAGAGGAAGAGGAGAGAAUGCGAAUUGAAAGAGAGAGAAUGGAAAGAGAAGAAGCGGAACGCAAAAGACUUGCAGAAAUUAAAAGGCAAGAAGAAGAAAGAAUUUCUCGGGAAAAGAGAGAACGAGAAGAAGUGUUGAUGAGAGAGCAAAUUAAAUUGAACAAACUCAAAGAGAUUCAAAUGAAAAAAAUUGAAGAAUUAAAGAGAAUUGAGACAGAGAAGGAAGAGAGAGAGCGUGUAAAACGUGAAUUGGAACACUAUGAGAAUGGAAAAACUUUGGCUGAGGAGCCAACUAGUGUUAGAAUUUGGAGAGUUGAUGAUGGAAAGAUUGUAGGAUUUAACUUGUCUGAGGCUAGAAAAGAUCUUUUAUAUAGAAUUAGAACCGAUCAACUAUACACUUUGGAAGAAUGUAAAAUAUUAAUUAAGGACAUUGUAAGAGUGAUGAAAAAUGAUGCUGAAAGAGAUUUUAAGAAUUUAUUAUUUUUAAGCAAACUCAGAACAGAAGUACUCUAUCCAAAACCAAUUAUUUCCAACUACAUUCCAGAAUCACACGGAUUAGAUGGAUUCUUUGAUCAUCCAGACAUUAAAAAGUUAAUCUAUGGUAAAGUGGUCAUUAAGGCAAUUGAUCCUUCCAACUCAAAGGAGAGCAUUCUAGUUGCAAAAGAGAAAUUGAAACUGCUUGUGCUCAAUAUCAACAAGAAUAUUGUCAAAUUGAUUGACCAUGCUUUGAUACAACGAAAAGAACGUUUGCUAAUUAUUGCAACCAUAUUGGAUGAGUUAGAAACAAGUUCCAUCAAAAAGUACUUGCAUCCCAAUGAGUUGCUUGUGGUCAUGCAAAAGAUUAAACAGCAACAACAGCAUCAUCCUUAA
Messenger RNA from Naegleria fowleri, 3279 nucleotides. RefSeq lists its product as uncharacterized. Gene Ontology annotation, molecular function: ATP binding; actin filament binding; microfilament motor activity. The transcript has 3 exons. Gene Ontology annotation, biological process: actin filament organization; vesicle transport along actin filament. The record is from RefSeq and is a predicted model, not a curated record. NCBI's taxonomy places the organism in Eukaryota, Heterolobosea, Eutetramitea, Acrasida, Naegleriidae. Gene Ontology annotation, cellular component: myosin complex; actin cytoskeleton; cytoplasm. The coding region runs from base 1 to 3279 and encodes 1092 amino acids.